AUGGCUAAACUCGUCACCACCCGGGAUGUCUUUCUCUUCAUCCCGAACCUGAUCGGCUACAGCCGUGUUAUCCUCGCCCUCGCCUCGCUGGGCUUCAUGGCCUACCAUCCCAAGGCCUGCACCUGGCUCUACUCCAUCUCCUGCCUCCUCGACGCCUUCGACGGCAUGGCCGCCCGCCGCUUCAACCAAUCCACCCGCUUCGGCGCGAUCCUCGACAUGGUCACCGACCGCUGCACCACCUCCUGCCUAAUCUGCUUCCUCUCCGCGCGCUACCCGUCCUGGUCGAUCUUCUACCAAUGCCUCAUCUCCCUCGACCUCGCCUCGCACUACAUGCACAUGUACGCAAUGCUCUCCUCCGGCGUGCAGUCCCAUAAAAAGGUCUCCAAGGACCGCGGCUGGAUCCUCAGUCUCUACUACACAAACUCAAACGUCCUCUUCAUCGUCUGCGCCGCCAACGAGCUCUUCUUCGUCGCCCUCUACCUCUACUCCUUCCCCCUCAAGACCCCGCCCCACCUCGGCUACUACCGCGGCGUACCGCUCUCCUACGUCACCUUCCUUGGCGCAUUCACCUUCCCGCUCUGGCUCCUCAAGCAGGUCAUCAACGUCAUCCAGCUCGUCAACGCCGCCAGCAUCCUUGCCGAGCGCGACGUCGAGGAGCGAAACAAGGCUAUUCAGGACGCAGAGUCGCCAAAGACAAAAUGA
Messenger RNA from Myxozyma melibiosi, 702 nucleotides. Its product is annotated as CDP-alcohol phosphatidyltransferase-domain-containing protein. Gene Ontology annotation, biological process: phosphatidylinositol biosynthetic process. The record is from RefSeq and is a predicted model, not a curated record. Lineage: Eukaryota; Fungi; Ascomycota; Lipomycetes; Lipomycetales; Lipomycetaceae. The transcript is spliced from 2 exons. Gene Ontology annotation, cellular component: membrane; Golgi apparatus. Gene Ontology annotation, molecular function: CDP-diacylglycerol-inositol 3-phosphatidyltransferase activity. Bases 1 to 702 code for a protein of 233 amino acids.